This is a messenger RNA of Plasmodium reichenowi, 2766 nucleotides long. RefSeq names its product dipeptidyl aminopeptidase 3, putative. Gene Ontology annotation, cellular component: lysosome. The coding region runs from base 1 to 2766 and encodes 921 amino acids. Gene Ontology annotation, molecular function: cysteine-type endopeptidase activity. The transcript is spliced from 2 exons. The record is from RefSeq and is a predicted model, not a curated record. NCBI's taxonomy places the organism in Eukaryota, Apicomplexa, Aconoidasida, Haemosporida, Plasmodiidae.
AUGAUUUUAAUAUUUCAAUUAUUUUUAAUUAAUAUAUUAUUUUUGAACUUUAUAAAAUGUGAUAUUCCUGUUCACUGCUUAAGUAGACACGUGGAGGGGAAGUGGGAGAUCCACUUGGGUCUCCUGAAAAAAAAAAAAAAUACUGAAGGUGUUACAUUGAAUGAUAAGGUAACAGGGGGAACUGUAUGGAAUAUAUCUGAUGGAGAUAUAAAGAAAAAUGAAGCGACAGCAUACGACAAUAAUAAUGACAAUAAUAAUGACAAUAAUUAUGAUAAUAAAUAUGAUAAUAAUUAUGAUAAUAAUUAUGAUUAUCAAUGUGGAUAUAAAAGACCUGACAACGCUGAUUAUCAUGAUGAUUUAAACCCAGAGAACGAAGAUACCAAGGAACGAUUCGAAGAAAAGGAGAAAAGAUAUAUCGUGUUUAAUGAAGAUAGAUCAUUAAACAUAUUGAAAGAAGACGGAGAUAUUAAUUCUAGAUAUAGUGGUUAUUGGAAAAUAGUAUAUGAUGAAGGAUUAUAUAUAGAAGUAUACAAAGAGAAUGAGAGUAAAGAAGUGUAUUUCUCCUUUUUUAAAUUUAAACAAAAAGGUGAUGUUUCUUAUAGCUAUUGUAGUAGUUUAAUUAUGGGUGUUAUGAAUAAAUAUUCCUUAGAUAAUAAUAUAUGGGAUAUGACCUAUGAAGAGAAUAUAGAAGAGAACAUAACAAGUGAUGAUAAAAAUAAUAAUAUACAUGUAAUAAAAGAUGAGAAGAAAAGUAUUUUAAAUAUUGAUGAAAAAAAUAAAGAGAUAAGUAAUACUAUAUCACAUAUUUACAUGAUAAGAAAGAAUGUAACUUUCUUGGGAUUAAGAAAUAAUCAAAUAAAGAAACCAAAAAGAAAAAAAAUUAAAGAUAAAAUUAUAAUAACUAGAGGAAAUAAUAAUAUAAAUGAAAUACAAAAUGAUGAUAAUUAUAAUAAGAUAAUUAAGGAAAAAAAUUUCUUUCAACUUAUUGAUUAUUAUAAUGAUAAUUAUAUUAGUUCAGGUCGUUUAAAUAUAGAUAAAUAUUGUUGGUAUGGUAAAAAAGUACAAGAACAUUCUGAACAACCUACCAACAAGAUUCCUGUUGAGAAUAUUUCUCCUUUAUCUGUAAAUGCAGAUGAAUAUAAUAAAUUAUAUGAUGAAAAAAAAAAAAUACUAAAUAAUUUACAAAAUUCUCAAGAUGGUCAACUUGCAAAUUCAAGUGAUUAUAAUAAUAAUAAUAAUGAUAACAAUAAUGAUAACAAUAAUGAUAACAAUAAUGAUAAUGUUGGAAAUGUUGUAUAUCUUAGGAGACCUAAAGAUGUGCUUCGAAAAUACAACAGAGGUUUAUUACUUAUGAAUAUGAAUAAUAAAUAUGAGAAAAGGAAUAGUUUAUUUUAUAAAUAUAUAGAUAAGAAUAUAGACUUAAAAAAUUUCGAUUGGAAUAAUAAAGAAGAUAUAAAAAUGAGAUUAGGACAUUAUAUAAAAAUUUUAGAUGAUGCUAUUGAUCAAAAAGAUUGUGGUUCGUGUUAUGCAAAUUCAGCAUCUUUUAUUAUAAAUAGUAGAGUAAGAAUAAAAUAUAAUUAUAUUAAAAAUAUCGAUUCAUUAUUUUUUAGUAAUGAACAAUUAAUACUUUGUGAUAUAUUCAACCAAGGAUGUAACGGUGGAUAUAUAUAUUUGUCUUUAAAAUAUGCUUAUGAAAAUUAUUUAUAUACACAAAAAUGUUUUGAAAAGUAUAAAAAAAAAAUAAAUUAUAAUAGAGAUGAUUUCGAAAUAAAAAGUUCAUUAAUCAGUCAAGAUGAUAAUACUUUAUUAUGUGAUCAAUUCGAUGUUUUUAAAAUGAAAAAUGAGGAAAAAAAGAAUAACGAAAUAAAGAUAAAAAAGCAAAUAAGUAUGAAUAUAAAUAAGGAUUCUAAUAAAAAUCAUGAGUUUACAAAUGAUGAUAAUGGUCACCUUUUAAUAUUAUCAUAUGAAUUCCAAACGGAUCAUAAUAAAAGAGAUGAUAAUAAAAAAAAAAUAAUAAUAAAUAAUAAUAAUAAUAUAAAUAUAUAUGGAUUAAAUGAAGAUUAUAUAUUAAUGGAUGAGAAAAAAAAAAAAAAUAAUAAUAAUAAUAAAAAUAAUAAUAAUAAUAAUAAUAAUAAUAAUAAUAAUAAUAAUAAUAAUAAUGACGAAGCAUAUGAUAUUUUUAAAUUAAAUUCUUGUGAUGUAAAAAUAAAUGUCUCCAAAUUUGAAUAUUUAGAUAUCCAGGAUGAAGAAUUAUUAAAAAAAUACAUUUAUUACAAUGGACCAGUAGCAGCAGCUAUAGAACCUUCAAGUGAAUUCAUAGGAUAUAAAAAAGGAAUAAUAUUAGGAAAUUUCAUUAAAAUGUAUGAUGGAACUAAAAACAAUGCUUAUAUAUGGAAUAAAGUGGAUCAUGCUGUAGUUAUAGUAGGAUGGGGAGAAGAUACUUUACACAAUUUUGUUAAAAAAAAUAAACUCUCUAAGGAAAGCAUGGAACAUAUUUUAACAACAUGGAAGCAAAAUAAUAACACCAAUGAUUAUCAUAAUAAUAAGGAUAAUGAUAAUAAUAAUAAUAAUAAUAAUAAUAAUAAUAAUAAUAAUAAUAGUAAUAAUAAUGUUAUUAUAAAAUACUGGAAAGUAUUAAAUAGUUGGGGUACCAAAUGGGGGAAUUCAGGGUACUUUUAUAUACUUAGAAAUAAUAAUUCUUUUAAUAUUAAGUCAUAUAUAUUAGCAUGUGACGUUAACUUGUUUGUUAAGCAAAAAGGAACAUGA